AUGGCUCGCGCGCGUCUCUCUGAAUCCGUCGUCGCUGUCGUCGUGGCUGUCGGAGAGCGGCUGGAUCAUCGCGACGUGGACGUUCACGUCCACGUGUCUCGGCGCGUACGCCAUCGGAAACGAAAACGCUCGCGCAGGGAGCGUUUUAAGCAUCGAGGACGGCGAGAUGCGCGAGGCUGUCCUCGGCGCCGCCAAAGGGUGGGCGGCGUGGAGCGUCCCCGCCGCCGCCGGUCUCGCCUGGCUGAGCGAGCACCAGGAGCUCCACACGUCGUUCCCCUCGGGACCGAGCUCGGGUGCGUCCUCGGCGUGAUGAUCUCGUGGCGGGCUUACGUGAAGGUCAUAGGGCUGAUGGGGUGGUGGAGGGAAGGACGGACGCGGAGCGAGAGAGAGGAGGAGGAUUGGAAGUUUUUCUUCGACGCGCUCGCCGCCGCCGCCGUCGUCGCCGUCGCGGGGGGGGUGCUCGAUUUCGUCCUCGCGGGCGGCGGUGAGUGGGGGGGGUCGUCGUGGUGA
Messenger RNA from Micromonas pusilla CCMP1545, 510 nucleotides. RefSeq lists its product as uncharacterized. Lineage: Eukaryota; Viridiplantae; Chlorophyta; Mamiellophyceae; Mamiellales; Mamiellaceae. The record is from RefSeq and is a predicted model, not a curated record.